Angiostrongylus costaricensis is the source of this 507-nucleotide messenger RNA. The record is from the annotation of a GenBank genome assembly. Lineage: Eukaryota; Metazoa; Nematoda; Chromadorea; Rhabditida; Metastrongylidae.
AUGCGCAUUCCAGACACCACACGACCACCUCGCGAUAGUGAGAUCGACGGCGUACACUAUCAUUUCGUUACUAAACAACGGUUCCUCGAUCUUUCUAAGGCAGGAAGGUUUGUUGAGUACGGUGAGUAUGAGAGGUACAUGUACGGUACUGCAGCGGCAGAUAUACUGAACGUCAUCAGAAGAUCGAAGACCUGCGUCCUUACGUUGAAGGCUGAGUCGUUACUUGCCGUAAGAACCAGCGAAAUCAUGCCGUUCAUACUUUUCGUCGCUCCGCCGUCGUUGCAAAUGCUGCGCAGGCAAAAAGAAUGCACCGGACAAUUCAACGUCAAGGAUGACGACCUGAAGGUCAUCUUAACACAAGGAAAGCGUAUUGAACAGAAAUUUGGACAUCUUUUCGACAGUAUAAUCGUCAACACUGAUUUCGACAAAUCGUUAACCGAGAUGAAGACAAUUCUACGACGUCUCGAGACCGAACCACAAUGGGUCCCGAUCGACUGGACAACAUGA